Culex quinquefasciatus (southern house mosquito) is the source of this 447-nucleotide messenger RNA. Its product is annotated as extensin-like. The coding region runs from base 1 to 447 and encodes 148 amino acids. The transcript has 2 exons. The record is from RefSeq and is a predicted model, not a curated record. Lineage: Eukaryota; Metazoa; Arthropoda; Insecta; Diptera; Culicidae.
AUGGCCUUCCGGACGCGGCCACGCGCCGCCGCUGCCCCGAGCGUGAUCCCAAAACCGCCGAAGGGGCUACCUCCACAGCCGAACGCGAUCCCGAAACCGCCGGCGAGAAACCCUCGACAGCCGAGCGCGAUUCCGAAACCGCCAGCCGGGUUUCCUCCGCAACCGAACGCGAUGCCGAAACCGCCGGCGGGGUUACCACCGCAGCCGAUCCCGAAACCGCCGGCGAAGUACCCUCCGCAACCGAACGCGAUCCCGGACGUGAAACAAAAAGGGAGUACUCAACACGCAAGACGCGAAGCAGAAGCCACGAAGGAAAAAGCCGAGCUCUACAACGCGGCUGAGCUGUUCGACAUAUUUACCGAGUACUGGACCAGGUGGAGGAACUGUAAGACCCGCUCGGAACAAGCAUUCGUCGUUUCUUAUAUGAACUUCAAGUAUGGAAGAUAA